UGAAAUUCCGAGAACCAAGCAUUUGUGUCUGGUUCGAUGUAGAAAAAGUAUUCUGUUCUGUAGCAGAACGUGGCAAUCCUCCACGUGUGGCGACAAAACUCUUUCGUUUACUAUUCUUCCUUUCCCUCCAUUUGCUCUCCUUUUCAUUUCCGAUUUCUUCUUCCCCAAUUCAAUUCUUUUGUGAUGAUGGCUGAAGUCUCUGCUUUGUGUUUCUCUUCUUUGUCUUCACUUCCUUCUAUUUCUCGCUGUCAAAGAAUGGAACCUAUUUCCUUCAUUUCUCCGUCUUUUCUUUCUCGGCCCCACUCUCGUUUUCUUCGAUUCACAUCCCCCAAAGCUUCUUCUGAUUCUUCUUCCGGCUUCCUCGGCGAUGAUUCUUUUAAUUUUUUCCCUUGGGCUGACGGUCACGGCGGAAUUCAAUGGGUGCAAGAGGAGAGAGUAACGCUGUUUACUGCUGACGGGCUCAUUCAGAUUGGAGGCUCAAUGGUCCCUCGACGUGUCACUUCUGAUAAGAAUCAGGGGAGAUCAAAAGCCUCCCAAAAUUUUCAGCGUUUUCAAGAGAGUGAUUACAUGGAUCCAAACCAGAGUCUGUGCCUAGGUGCGCUCUUCGAUAUUGCGGCAACAAAUGGACUUAAUACUGGCAGACGGCUUUGUAUCUUUGGUUUUUGCCGAUCCAUUGAAAUGCUAAGUGAUGUUGUGGAAGAUACAGUUUUGGAGCAUGGUGGCGAGAUAGUUGCUGCGGAGAAGGCAAGCAAAGGUGGUUUGCACGAAAAGUUAACCAUGACUGUUGCAGUGCCAUACCUGUGGGGUGUUCCUCCUGCUUCUGAAACACUUCAUCUAGCUGUUCAGAGUGGGGGAGGGAUUGUGGAGAAAAUUUAUUGGCAAUGGGAUUUUUUGUAAAUAAAUUGUCAAAUUCUAUUGAUGACCCUCAACUGUGCAUUCUGUACAUAAACUGUUGUACUCCAAUUCAAUGUAUAAAAUUCAUCUCUUUUAUUUUA
Messenger RNA from Mangifera indica (mango), 995 nucleotides. RefSeq lists its product as uncharacterized. The transcript has 5 exons. The coding region runs from base 184 to 897 and encodes 237 amino acids. NCBI's taxonomy places the organism in Eukaryota, Viridiplantae, Streptophyta, Magnoliopsida, Sapindales, Anacardiaceae. The record is from RefSeq and is a predicted model, not a curated record.